AUGGCCCGGGGCCUCGGCCCGCUAGGCCGCCCCCAGCCCGGCCCCGGCCCCGGCCCCGGCCCCGGCGCCAUGCCCAGGAGGGGCAAGGCACGCAAGGCCCGGGGCCGACACGCCUGCUCCGACACAGUGACCGUGGCAGAUUAUGCCAACUCAGAUCCGGCUGUCGUGAAGUCUGGACGUGUCAAAAAAGCAGUUGCCAAUGCAGUUCAGCAGGAAGUGAAGUCUCUGUGUGGCUUGGAAGCCUCCCGGGUCCCGACGGAAGAAGCCCUCUGUGGGGCCGGAGAGCCAGGCGGCAGCGGCGAUGAGCUGGAUGCCCUGGAGGACGGCCCCAGCGAACGAACGCUCUCCAGAAAGAAGAAAAGCAAGAGGCACAAAGAAGCCCCCGAGGGGGCCGUUGGAGAAGAAUAUCCCAUGGAUAUUUGGCUGUUGCUGGCCGCCUACAUUCGUCCUGAGGACAUAGUGAAAUUUUCCCUGAUUUGUAAGAACGCCUGGACCGUCACUUGCACUGCCGCCUUUUGGACCAGACUUUACCGAAGGCACUACACGCUGGAUGCCUAUCUGCCCCUCCGUUUGCGGCCGGAGUCUAUGGAGAAACUACGCUGUCUCCGGGCUUGCGUGAUCCGGUCUCUGUACCACAUGUAUGAGCCGUUUGCCGCUCGGAUCUCCAAGAAUCCGGCCAUUCCAGAGAUCACUCCCAGCAUUUUAAAGAAUUCCAAAUGUCUGCUCUUCUGGUGCAGGAAGAUCGCUGGGAACAGACAGGAACCAAUGUGGGAGUUUAACUUCAAGUUCAAAAAGCAGCCUCCCAGAUUAAAGAAUAAGUGUGUGGGAGGGUUACAACCCCCUAUUCAGUAUGAGGAUGUCCACACCAACCCAGACCAGGACUGCUGCCUGCUGCAGGUCACCACCCUCAACUUCAUCUUCAUCCCAAUUGUCAUGGGCAUGAUCUUCACCUUGUUUACCAUAAACGUGAGCACGGACAUGAGGCACCAUCGUGUGAGACUGGUGUUCCAGGAUUCUCCCAUCCACAAUGGCCGGAAGCUGCGCAGUGAGCAGGGCGUGCAGGUUGUCUUGGACCCUGUGCACAGCGUGCGGCUCUUUGACUGGUGGCACCCGCAGUACCCCUUCUCCCUGAGGGCAUAAAUCCUAAUCCCCGCUGCCGGGAGCCAGCCAGGAAGGCGGCGGCUGAAUUAUGUUCCCCAUCUAAUACUGCCUGGCUUUCUGGCGCUUUCCUGUCGCGAGGGGAAGAAUCGAGGCGGGUGGUGGGGCGGCCGGGGAGAGUGAUUUGUAAACACGUUUUCAUUUACAUUUUAUGAUUUCAAAGGAGAAACCCGGCCCUGAUUUCUGCUUUAAACCCCUCCUUUGGUGCUAAUGAGA
Tachyglossus aculeatus (Australian echidna) is the source of this 1374-nucleotide messenger RNA. It is a transcript of the gene TMEM183A, whose product is annotated as transmembrane protein 183A. The coding region runs from base 1 to 1140 and encodes 379 amino acids. The record is from RefSeq and is a predicted model, not a curated record. NCBI's taxonomy places the organism in Eukaryota, Metazoa, Chordata, Mammalia, Monotremata, Tachyglossidae. Gene Ontology annotation, biological process: regulation of protein stability. Gene Ontology annotation, cellular component: SCF ubiquitin ligase complex. Gene Ontology annotation, molecular function: protein binding. The transcript is spliced from 8 exons.